AGUGUUACCUUUGACGGCCGAACGUGUGGUUGCUUGAUGUCAGUGACGUCGGCGUCGGCGCUCGCACUACACGUCUAUGAUGUUUCGUUAAAUACAAAAUCGUACUCGUGAGUGAGCGAUAAUAAUAAAUUUAUUAUCAAAUGCUGGAACACAGUGACAGGUGCACAAAUUGUACAUGGGAUUGGACACUUAUGAACUGUGCUAAGUGACAAUUUGAAUUUUAGAUCAUAAAGUGCAGUGGCCCACCAAAAAAGGAUUGCCUAGUGAUAAUUUGGAUUUUGAACAAUAUUUUUGGAUUGCAUUAUUUCAAUGUGUCUGUUUGAAGAGGUGGAACAAGUGAUAUAAAAGUGAAUUUUUAAGACAAACCAUUUUAGGGGGUGCAUUUGAAUCGACAGGACGGCUAACUCUGCUAAUACGGCUGGGUACGCGGGGCACAAUAUUACAUACGCGGGAGCACAGGCUCCCGAUACUGGCAAGCACAACCCUCUGCAAGGGACCAUUGGAUACAGAGUUAAUCCACAUAGCGGCUAUGGGUGCACGGGCGGUUCGGGCGCGAUGAGCGGCGGGGGCGAGAACGCGCAGUUCGGCGCCACCGCCGCAAUGGUUGCCGCGGCCACCACGGCCGCGAUGCAGGACUCACAGUCCUUCUCGCAGAUGCAAAACAACAUGACUAUGGGAAAUCCCCAGUAUGGCGCGAUGAACGGCUACGGUCAGCAGCGCAGUCAUAACCCUGCCAUGACUGGCAUGGGCAUUGGAGGAAAUGGCGGCAUGAACGGAAUGACUAGCAUGAACCAGAUGGGAAACGCUGCCAUGAACGGCAUGAAUCCCAUGGCACAAAUGGCCAAUAUGGGCAUGCACGCAAAUAUGAUGUCUUCGCAGAUGGGACCCGGACAAAUGGGCAGUUCAGGGAAAAUGGGCCCAGCGUACCAAAGGCGCCACGCACCUUAUCCAUCAGGGACUAUGCUUAUGGGACAACGAAAGCCUCAGUACAUGGGUGGCCAACCGGGAUUUGGGCCUGCGCAAUACCCUACUGGAUAUGGGGGAAGACCUGGAUUUCAAUCACAGUAUCCGCCUCAGCAGCCGUUAGGCCCGACUGGGAACUUUGGAGCAGCUAUGAGAGGAAGUAUGCGGCAAUCGACACCUCCUUAUUCCAACCAAGGGCAGUAUUUCAAUGGUGGCGUGCCUAACCAGUUUCCUCAGCAUCAAGCUGGAAAUACACAAUAUGGAGGGCAAUAUAGCGGGCAGUUUGCGCAAGAAGUUGCUAUGCGAACGAGCAUGACUUACCAACACAGUCCAGUCCCCGGAAACCCAACUCCGCCUUUGACGCCAGCAAGCAGUAUGCCACCUUAUAUCAGCCCUAAUGCUGAUGUAAAACCCCACUUUAAUGAGCUCAAACCACCGAUGGGCAUGCAGAAUGACGAGCUCCGGUUAACAUUCCCUGUAAGAGAUGGUAUUAUUUUACCACCAUUUAGAUUAGAGCAUAAUUUAGCAGUUAGCAAUCAUGUAUUCCAAUUAAAACCGACGGUCCACUCAACUUUAAUUUGGAGAUCGGACCUAGAAUUACAACUUAAAUGCUUCCAUCAUGAGGAUCGGCAAAUGAAUACGAAUUGGCCAGCGAGUGUUCAGGUGUCGGUCAACGCAACACCAUUAGUCAUAGAUAGAGGCGAGAACAAAACGUCACACAAACCAUUGUACCUGAAAGAAGUGUGCCAGCCUGGCAGGAACACGAUACAGAUUACAGUAUCCGCGUGUUGUUGUUCGCAUCUGUUCGUAUUACAAUUAGUCCACCGGCCGAGCGUACGCAGUGUUCUACAAGGGUUGCUUAGGAAGCGACUGCUAACUGCUGACCACUGUAUCGCCAAGAUCAAGAUGAACUUCAACCAAGCUCCAGUUAACAACAACGGUUCUAACACAGGCAAUGACAGGGAUAGCGUAGAGCAAACAGCUCUAAAAGUGUCAUUAAAAUGUCCAAUCACAUUCAAGAAAAUCACAUUACCGGCGCGUGGACAUGAAUGCAAACACAUACAGUGCUUUGAUUUAGAAUCAUAUUUACAACUCAAUUGUGAACGGGGGUCAUGGAGGUGUCCAGUGUGCAAUAAACCAGCUCAAUUAGAAGGCCUAGAAGUAGAUCAGUAUAUGUGGGGUAUCCUCAACACGCUCAACAGUUCUGAUGUUGAUGAGGUUACUAUCGACAGCGGGGCAAAUUGGAAAGCCGCUAAGAAUCCCGCAAACCCAGGAAUUAAGCAAGAAGAUGACAGCAAUGACAACAGUUUAGGGAAGAGGAGCAAAGCGGUCUCUCCUGGGUCAAUGAACAUGCCUACCAUGAACAAUUGGGAUCAGGCGCUGUCGCCUUAUUUGCCUCCAGACAUGAACACAAUUGCGAGCGGUUCUAUGAUCUCUUCUUACAACCAUAGUACACAGAACAGAAACUCAAACGCAAAUAGCCAGAAUUACGACUUUAGCAUGAACAAUGGCCCUGGAAGCAAUGAGUACACUGGCAAUGGACCUCUUACGCAUUUAAAUGACAGCGUCAAUUCCUUAGAUCCACUUAACGCGAUGGAAAAGAGUUUGAAUGAACAGAUGCCGCACACUCCGCACACGCCGCACACGCCGGGCUCCGCGCACACGCCCGGCGGUGGCGGUGCCCACACGCCGGGCUCCAGUCACACGCCGGGCCCGCCUUCCGUUGGACAUCCGCUAAACGAAGUCGACAUACCCGCGGACCUCAACUUUGACCCCGCCGCUGUCAUAGACGGCGAAGGCACCGACAAUCUCAACUUGCUUCCUGAAACUAAUGUGGACCCUAUGGAGCUGCUGUCGUACCUAGACGCACCAGCACUAGGAGAGUUGCUCGCAACACCACCAUCUUCCUCCUCGUCAGCGGGUUCGCAUCCUCCAAGAGCUCCAUCUUCUGACGAUCUACUAGCACUAUUUGAGUGAGCCCUGUCACUCCUCUCAGGAGACCCGAACUGAGCGAACUGAAGACCUUUAGUCAAUAAGGACUUCUCACACUACUACGAAAAGUGGACUUAUCCAUAGAUCUCGUUAAUGGUACUUUUACGUGGAACUCUUAGUUCACUCAACGAGUAUUAUAGGAAGUUACUAACACGACGGAGACGUUACUCUUACGUUAAAGUUCCGAUGUUCGUUGGUUUGUGCACGUAGUGCGGCGGUAAACAUAACUGUUCGAGCUAGUGAAGCCCGAUAUUGUGAUACUAGAUUUUAGUUCCUUCUCCAAUUGUAAGGGCGUUGAACAUUGCAGUCAUAGAAACAGUGUGAAUCUCUGUAACGUUGUUAGGGCCAUGCUAUAAGAUUGGAUACUGCAACGUUGAACGUCGUCACAAACGGGGGCAUCGCUUGUCGUAACAACGGUGCCGGAUUACAUUAAAUAGGUUAUGUAUAGAUAAAGUUUUAAGGCGAGGCGAGCGCCGCGCUGGCCAUACACUGCGGUGUUGUGCAUGUAUAGUUCCUCGCACCGCCGCUACGGUGGCGCCACUCAGCUCCCUAUAUUCUAAACUCUAGCAUAAACAGUAACACAAAUUUACAAUAAAUAUUAAUUCAACUUCUUAUUAAAUUUGAUAAAAUACGUAUAAUCAAUUAGAGUUCUUUUUGUGUCCUUUCUUUGUUAAUAGUCGACCAGGUUGUAAAUAAAGAUUUUUAUUUGUGCUAGUUGUUUGGUAGUGCUAGCGGGCGUGGUCGCGGCAUGUAUAUAUAGAUUAACCAUGACCAUGCUUGCACAGGCAUUAUGAAUCUUAUAGUUCCUAUUUGAUGCGAGCGAACUAUAAUGUUCAAUUGCCGUUCAUUGUAACAUAUUCCUUGACGUUAUCACAUAUUCUGCAUUUUUAAAUAAGUAAGAUAUGAUAAGAUUCGUGAGUAUAGUGCUACUCGCUUAUUGGGUGAUAUAUUCUAAAUGAGUUGUUUCAAAUCAAGAAAUAAACAGUAACAAACUAGUUACGAAAAUAUAUUGUAAAUGUGAGUGCAAAAAUGAACUCUGUUAAAUUAUUUUGCGUUAUGUGAAUCGAAGAAUGAUAGAAAUAUAUUUUAAUUUCUAUAUAAAGAGUAAUGAACUGUAUUAUUUGUAAAUAUGAGUCUAGUUAAGAAUAUUAUAUUACCUAGUUGUAUUUAGGAGAACAUGGCAGAUACUUAUAUGACGGCCAGUUUUAGUGUAGUAUUACUAAAUUAAAAUUCUACACAUGGUUUUACAUGUACAUACAAAUACCAUUAUACAAUAUGCAUGUGUUCGGGCGCGCAAAAGUGACAAUUUCAACAACAUUCUAAAUUCUAUGUAAAUUUGAGAAAAGUACUAAAACUAGCAAAGAAUAUUCUUCAUUGUAUCAGUUUAUAUUUUGUAUGUUUGCACUUAUCUAAAUAGUCAAUUUAUCAUUUUAAUUUACCUGUAGAUGAAUGAAUUUUUGUUACAUGGUGCAUGUCAUAUUUUUUUAACAAUGUUCAUAUUCUGCAUUUAAUUUCCUCCUUUGUUUUAAACAAAUUAAAAUUAAUAUAGAAUACCUACAAUAAUUGUAUAAAAUUUAAGUAUACCCACUCCUUUCUUUCAAAAAAUGUUAACAUGUUAAACUAAAUGUAUAUGGAAAAAACAGUAGCUUUAUUACUAUAACUUGAUACUUUUCCUAAUUUUCAAGUAAUAACAUGUGCCUAUAUUCACAUAUUUAUGAAAUGUCACUUUUUCGUGCCAAAACACAUACAUUGCUCCAUCGUUCACAGAUAAAAAAUAUUGCUUAUCUAGCUCAUCUCAAUUUAUUAAGUGGACCCUAGAAGGUAUUGCAGUAUGACAUGCAUUAUGUAAAUGGUCAUGUUGCAUGACAGACCCAUAAGCUAUGCCAUCAAUCAUUCUAUUAUAUUUCAAGAUAGCCCUUCCUAGACUACAGUGAACAGGUUUCUGCGUUGUUGUUUCCCCAAAAUUUUUUGUGACAAUGUCAAGUGCAGACUUAUUUAUUCUUGUACUUAAUACUUUGCAAAAAACAUAAUUUUGUUUAAAGAAAUAUUUUUCUUGUUUUUGUCCAUGUUUUUUUUUUUGGUACAACAAUUCAGAGAGAGAAUCUUUAUACAUUAAUCUGAAUAAUACAAUCUCCUUUUUGUUUUGAGAAUGUUAAUCAAAUAUGCUUACAUAGACUCAUGAUGGGGUUAUCUAGUGGUGCAAAAAGUCUGAUUUACUGCAAUUUGCCAAUCAAAAGAUGAUCAUGUGUGCAUAUCAAUAGAAGUUUGCCUAAUGAAAAUUUAAAUUGAAAUUGAAUUGUCAAUCACAAGGCAUGCAGCAUUACUGUCUAGGGCCCACCUUACAUUACCUUAUUUAUUAAACUGCUGCCCUUUAUUCAAAACAAUUAUAAGCAAUAAUGCAUAUAUUAUGUAUCGAAUUAUAAAAAAUGUUCUUAACUUUGCCAUUUAUUUUGUCGAAGUUUCCCAAUUUAAAAAAAUUCAUAAAAACCAAGAUGAGCAUUAAAUUUAUGAAGACUAGUUUCACAUAUUUUCAAAUGUUUGGUUAAAUUGCAUUGUAUUUUCUUAUUGUCUACUCAAAAUUGAUAUUAAAAUUUGUCUAAAGAUUAAGGAGGUGCAGCAAAAAUUUGUCUGACUGUGGAAAUUUCUAAAUGGAAUUAAGUUCCCGAUAAAUCUGUCAAUCACAAUUCAUAAUUCCUUUUACUUAAUGUAAAAUUUACAGUGACUUACUGUUAAAAAGUUUAAGAAACAGUUUAUUCAUUAUCUAUUAAAGUUUAUAUAUGUAAACUGUCAAAUCUUUACUUCUUGUGUAAAAUUGAUCAUUUUGUACAUCUUAUCUUCAUGCUAUUAUGAAUAUGGACGCCUCUCUAGAGUUAGUGAACUAUUACAAAAACAAUAAAAUUAGUGUUAUAAAAAGCUGUGGUCAAUUCUCAAGUUGGAUGGAACAUUUUAUGAAUGAGCAUUGUUAAGGUCUAUGCUCGGCAAAAAGAAAAUGAGAUUAGUUGAUCACAGUUAUUAACAUAAAAUUAAAAAUUACAUACUUUUAAGGGACCUUCAAUUCCAGUUAGCUAGUUCUAUUUAUUGUAGUGAAUAUUGCUGUUGGAUGGAUUAUCAUAUAGAUUUUUGUGAGACCAAAUAGUAAUUUUUUACAAUUUUACCUUUUUAAGGUAAAUGAUGUAUUUUUGUUUAUAUAAAAAUGGAAAAUAUCAAUAAAAAUGUUUUGCAUAUCACAAAACAAAAUACAAAAAUCAAAAUGAAUAAUCCAUUCAUACAAGUGAAUUAUUACAAUAUAUUUUGUUGAAUAUUAUAAUGAAAACUGCUGUGGAGUAUAGUAGAUUUUUGCUCGUACAAAUGUAAAAUACAGCAUUUGGAAAUAAGUGAAAAAAGAAAUUCUAAAUAAGGAGACAUGACCCUCAGUUCAUGCAAAGCCAAACUGUACUGUAGUUAAAACUCUUGAACUUGAUGUGAACAUUUUAGUAAUCGGAUUCAUACCCACUGAAAUUCAUUUCAAAAUGUGUAAAAUGAGAAAAACAUAACAUUUUUAUGUUAUUGAAAAUAAAAUGAACUUAAAAAUUAUGUCUUUUUUAUUUUGUUACUGAAGACAAGUAAUAGUAACACAACUACAUAAGUUUUGUUCAUGGUGCAGUGAACUGUUUAACAGCUAUCAAGUAUAGAACAACCUAAAAACAACAGAGCACUUGGCAACAUGAAACAUGUUUUAACUUUAAUGCCCAUAAUUAUUGUAACUAAAAUAUGACUUCCAUCAUUUUCGUUUGGUACCUACUUCACCUAAAAUAUACAGCAAUACCUUAUAAUAAUGAAAAAUGUCAACCGAAUCUGAUUGAGAAAAUUCCACUAGACAAAAUGGCAUCUACAUUUUGUAUAACAAAGAAGUAAAUAAACAUGAUAUGUUUAUAAAAUAAUGAUUAC
Messenger RNA from Parnassius mnemosyne (clouded apollo), 6882 nucleotides. Lineage: Eukaryota; Metazoa; Arthropoda; Insecta; Lepidoptera; Papilionidae. The record is from the annotation of a GenBank genome assembly.